AUGCUUCUCUACCAAAAAUUGAUCUCAUAGUCAUAACGUCAAAAUUGAUCCGACUUUUUAUAUUUUUAAGGGAUAAAAACCCGAAAAAUUCCAUCUUCUGAGAAAAAAAAUGACAUCUUUCAUGGCAGGAACUAGGACAUCAAGUGAGUCUAAUACGAAGUGUUGCAAAGAAGGUGUUAUCUGAGAUGGGUUCCUCCUUGAGCUAUAAGGUGGGGACAAUGAUUGAAAUCCCUAGAGCUGCUCUGGUUGCAGAUGAGAUUGCAAAGGAAGCAGAGUUCUUCUCCUUUGGGACCAAUGAUCUUACACAGAUGACCUUUGGUUACAGUAGAGAUGAUGUUGGCAAGUUUCUCCCUAUUUACCUAGCCCAAGGCAUUCUGCAAAAUGAUCCGUUUGAGGUUCUUGAUCAAAGAGGUGUCGGUCAGCUCAUCAAGAUUGCCACUGAAAGGGGUCGUGCAGCUAGGCCUAGCUUAAAGGUUGGAAUAUGUGGAGAGCAUGGUGGGGAACCUUCUUCCGUUGCCUUCUUUGCAGAGGCUGGACUGGACUAUGUUUCAUGUUCUCCAUUCAGGGUUCCAAUUGCUAGGCUUGCAGCUGCUCAAGUUGCCGUUUGAGAGGGUUGGAAAAAUGAUAUGGUUGGUUUGUAAAUGAGAAGAGUGAAGAAAGGGGAGAGGGACGAAAAUAUAUAUAAAUUUUUGUUCCGA
This is a messenger RNA of Corylus avellana, 698 nucleotides long. The record is from RefSeq and is a predicted model, not a curated record. NCBI's taxonomy places the organism in Eukaryota, Viridiplantae, Streptophyta, Magnoliopsida, Fagales, Betulaceae.